CUCCCCAGACCGAUGCCGCCCAAAGGGAAGAGUGGAGGGCCCUCUGCACAGGCGCCCGCCGGCGCGCGGGGCUGGCUGCCGGAGCUGCGGUCCCCCGCGCUGUGCUGCGCCUGCGGUCUGUGCGUGCUGCUGGCGGGCGUGAACGUGACCCUGGUGGGCGCCUUCGCCUCCUUCCCGCCGAAGCACUACGCGCCGCUGGUGGUGGGGCCGGCACUGCUGGUGGUGGCGCUGGGCCUCUUCGCGGCCUGCUGCGCGUGUAGCCGCCGGGGCCCCGGGGCCCGCCCGCACUCAGCGGCCGCCAAGGGUCCGCGCCGGGGCGGCAGCGGCGCCGGGCCGGUGGCGCUGGAGAUGGAGAGCAGCGAGCGCACGGCGCAGGACACCACGGCCAUUCAGCUCAGCCCCGCCGCCUCGUCCGCGUCCUCCAGCCACUCCAGCCCCGGCCCCGACCCCGGCCCCUUCGCCCUGGACGCCUCCGCGCCUGCGGCCGCCUAUACGCCGCGCACCAACGGGGACCGCCUCAUCCUGCCCCGGGAGCGUGCCGCCCCCUAG
Molecule: messenger RNA, 549 nt
Organism: Eptesicus fuscus (big brown bat)
Lineage: Eukaryota; Metazoa; Chordata; Mammalia; Chiroptera; Vespertilionidae
Gene: TMEM275
Product: transmembrane protein 275
Exons: 1
Coding region: 13-549 (178 amino acids)
Source: RefSeq, a predicted model, not a curated record